Molecule: messenger RNA, 1515 nt
Organism: Parnassius mnemosyne (clouded apollo)
Lineage: Eukaryota; Metazoa; Arthropoda; Insecta; Lepidoptera; Papilionidae
Source: the annotation of a GenBank genome assembly
AUGGAAAAGAGCGCGUUGAUACCCGAAACGAUGUAUACCAAAUCCGACGCGUUGAAGGAGGCUAAGGACUUGACGAAGAAUUUGGUGGGUGGUGAUUUUGAACGCCAGUACAAGGAUAAGUCAAAGGAGAAUGGGAAGAGGCGGAGUCAGUGCGUUAUUGUUGGAGUAUCCAUCGGGGUGUUGGCCAUAUGGCUGCUGGUACUGACAUUAGUCAGAGAGGUUCAGCUGGCGCGCCUUCGUGCUGAAGUCGAGCAGCUCACCGCCAACAUGAUCGCAAUGUCCGCGAACGUUAAGUCUCUCAAUGAGAAGCUGUCCAACAAUCGGCUUUUCAACGAAUUCAAAAAUCUAGAGGACACGAUAUACGCCGACGAGGAUCAAGAUGGAAAUCUAGUUGAAGACAUAACGGUAGCUUCGGACAGAAACGUAGUUGAAGAUGUUAAAGAUUCCGACAAGGAUAAGCCAAACUACUCCUUAAAUAAGUUACACGGACUGACUGUUUUAGAAGAUGACGCCCAGAUGGCUGACGAUGAGGAUAUGUAUGAUGGAGACGAUGACGCUGAAAGUGGGGACUGGUAUCCCGACUACUACAAACAAGGUUCCAAGAUUGGCACAACGAAUAUGGUGCACUUAAAACCCGAGGACUUCACCGACACCGUGAUGGUUGUCGACAAAGAAGAGCAGAUCCCGAUCCCAAAUAUAACGGAGAUCAAGCGUCUGCUCAACGAGAACCCUGAAAUACCAGAUAUACAUAUACCGACUAUGCCACUGCCUACUAAAAAAACCGAUGAGGAGGAUAUUCGAGUGAAACGAAGUGUUUUCCCCGACACCAGUGCAGAUGCGAUCGCAGAGAUUUCGGCGCCAAAAGUCAUAUCUAAAACAGAGGAAAGGCGCAAAACGAAAAAGUACUCUUCAAGCACUGAUGCUUCGAUAAGCGGAAAGACUGCGCUGCAUACUGUGACAAGAACAGCGAGGAAUAGCGAUACCGAGGAUAACCCAUACAGAAGACCUUUCAUUGCUGCGCAUUUCCAUGGUAAUACAUCUCAUCUUAGCACCGAGAUUCACGAUAACUUUAAAGGCAAUGGCUUAGUGCGUGUUUCGCAUGGUGCACCUCACGACGUGUGGUACCCGGCGCCAUGGACGCUCGCCUCGCCUCACCCGCGACCCACACUCACCCGCAACGGACACGUGCACGUUCACCACACCGGAGUCUACUUGGUUUACGUCCAGAUUUACUACCUGGACAGCCAUGAUAUAAUAUCUUGGGUGUUGCACCGAACUAAUGCGGACUCAGAAGGCCGCGAUACUCUGCUGCAGUGUGCGCAAUCCUCGCACUCUGUCGAGCCUCUAGAGAAACCCAACUCCUGUUUCUCCGCCGCCGCCUUGUUCCUCCGUGCCGGCGACAGGCUCGCCGUAAGAAACACCGGCGGAGACAGGCACUCGCUCAUGCAACCUGAGAAGAGCUUCAUAGGCCUUGUUAAGCUGGCCGAUGCCGAAGAACCGUAUCAAGAGCUCUAG